AUGUAUCCAGAGGGCUCCAUAAUCUUCAAAUAUGACCUGGUCAGGCAAUGGGUGGCUGAAGGGUUUCUUGCUGCAAGUGAAGGGCAAAAUAUGGAACAAGUUGCCGGAAUGUAUUUUGAUGAACUUGUUGAUAGAAGGUUCAUCCAACCCGUGUCUAUCAACUUCUACAAUGAGGUUGUGUCCUGCACAGUUCACGACGUGGUACAUGAUCUUAUUGCACACAAGUCUGUGGAAGAGAAUUUCGUUGUGGUGGUAGAUCACAAUCAAAAGAUUUUGGCACUUUCCCAUAAGGUCCGUCGACUAUCUCUCCAACUUGGUGAUGCAAAAUAUGCCAAGAUACCAGCAAACAUCAGAAAGUCACAAGUACGUUCACUUGGGUAUUUUGGAGUAUCGGAGUGCAUGCCUUGCAUUGGAGAGUUCAAGCUUGUUCGUGUUCUGAACCUUCAGCUAUCUGGACAUCAUAAUGGCGACCAAGACCUGGCUAUAGACCUCACUGGGAUAUCCGAACUGUUCCUUCUUAUAUAUCUGAAGAUUGUAUGUGAUGUCUGCAUAAAAUUGCCAGGCUGCAUGAGAGGGCUGCAAUGUUUGGAGACCCUGGAUGUUAUGGAUACACCAAAAGGCACUCAUGUUCCCUGGGACAUUAUAUAUCUCCCAUACUUGUUGCACCUCAGUCUUCCUCUUAAUACAAAUCUUCUGGAUUGGGCCGUCAGUACUGACAGCCUUGGCAUGAUGAACCACCUGGUGGAUCUUUAUAUUUCUACAUCUCCUUCUUCUGACCAUGACCAUGUGAAGAGAAGCAUGGCCGCUCUGGGUACCUUAAUCGGAGGACAUGGCAGCCUGAAUACUGUAAAAUUGGUGGCUCACGGGUCCUCUGUUAGAUAUGGUGACGCUUCAGAAGCAACCAUUAACUACUGGCUUCCCGUGGCACCUCCCCACAAUCUCCAGAGAUUUGAAUGCUAUCGGCACAGCGGCAUCAUAUUUGACGACAUCCUGUGGCGGAUGAGACAACUUGGCAACCUGUGCAUUCUGAAGAUUAAAGUGAUGGAACUGCCAGUAGAAGAUGUUGAUACUCUUAGAGGGUUGCCUGCCCUCGCUGCUCUGUCGUUGUAUGUGGAGACGUCGCCUGAUAUUAAGAUAAUCUUUGGCUCGGCUGCUGGAUUCACAGCUCUCAAGUACUUGAAGCUGAGGUUCAUGAGUGGAAUAGCUUGGCUAAGAUUUGAGGCGGAUGCAAUGCCUAAUCUCCUGAAGCUCAGGCUCGUUUUCGAUGCCAUCCCCCAAUUGGACCAACGACUUGAACUUUAUUCAAAGUCUGAUCAGUGGAAACAAUAUCGACAUGGUACUGCAUUAAUCAGCAUCGAGCAUAUGCCACACCUUAGAGAGGUCUCCGCAAAAUUUGAGGGUGCAUCUGCUGAUCUAAAGUAUGUCUCCAGGAUUGGCGUAGUUAUUAAUCAUGCGAGCAAUCCUAUAAUUGACGUGCAACUAGUCGAUUCUGGUUCCCAUGGUGAUAAAAGGUACUAG
Triticum turgidum subsp. durum (durum wheat) is the source of this 1518-nucleotide messenger RNA. The record is from the annotation of a GenBank genome assembly. NCBI's taxonomy places the organism in Eukaryota, Viridiplantae, Streptophyta, Magnoliopsida, Poales, Poaceae.